This is a messenger RNA of Aspergillus luchuensis, 2130 nucleotides long. RefSeq lists its product as uncharacterized. The transcript is spliced from 3 exons. The record is from RefSeq and is a predicted model, not a curated record. NCBI's taxonomy places the organism in Eukaryota, Fungi, Ascomycota, Eurotiomycetes, Eurotiales, Aspergillaceae. Gene Ontology annotation, molecular function: zinc ion binding. The coding region runs from base 1 to 2130 and encodes 709 amino acids.
AUGGAGGGGCCCAAUUUCACCAAUCCCUUGUAUUCUGCUCUUCCUAUAAGAAUGGGUUAUAUGGACCAUGCAAAUGCAGAUCUCACUCUGGAUGACAACCCUGCGCUGCUUUGGGAUUUAUACGACCACGGCUUCUAUCCUUUGCCUGACUAUGACCAACCAAUGAAGAAACAAAGGCAGAUUAGUCACGGCAGCAGUCGCAGCAGCGACAACAGUCAUGAAUCCAUAAUCAACAUCCUGGACAGUGAUAGUGAUGAUAACAAUCGUCUUGGGUCAGGGAUCGAGUCAGGGGCCUCCUUGCGCCCAUCGACAAAGUCGCUCUCAUCAUCGACCAUGGCCACCACGUCAGCCGCAUCACGCUCCAAUACGCACUCUGAAGCAGUGUACAUCGAUCUCACUUUGGACGAUGAAUUAUUGUGGCAGAUCACAGACAUCUUUCCGGGCAUCAGUCACCAGCAUGUGGAAGAGCUGAUCGAACUUCAUAAGAAGCCUCAAGAGCACCAACCUGCGCCGCCCCUAGAUUCAUUGAAGGAAAGUGUUAUUGAAGAUAUCUUACGGCAUCCCAGUUAUCCUAAGCAGGAAAAGGCCAAGAAACGUAAGAUUGAGGACACAGACGAGGAAGCUACGAUACGGUAUUUGCGAGAUAUACCAGAACGAGGUAGUCGUGCAUACCUCCAACUAGCAACCAACUUGUUAGCCCAAGAAUUUGGGUGGAUGCCGAUGAAACAUAUUCGGGAUGUUCUGGAAGAGAAAAAAGAGCUCUUUGCCGCGUAUCUCACUCUGCAUUCUCAAGAGAAUGAACAGACGGGAAAGUACACGAAGCUGAAAAGUAAAAGGUUCUCGAAUGUGCCAAAUCUGGGCAAAGAUGAUAAGACACCUAUUGCUGAGAACUUGGCUCGCGAACUAGGAGCCGCCAAGAAAAAAGCUGAAAAGGAGGACGAUGCCCUUCGCAAAAAGAAGGAAAAGCAAGAAGCCGAGAUCAAAAACGAAGAAGAACACAGCCGAGCUGGGAACCUCAUCGAAUGCCAGUGUUGCUACCUCGAUGUUCCAGCGAACCGAUCACUUCCUUGUGAGGGUGAUAACGUCCAUCUCUUCUGCUUUGCGUGCAUUCGGAAGUCUACGGAGACUCAGAUUGGGCUUAUGAGAUAUCAAGUCCAAUGUGUCGAUACUAGUGGCUGUCAGGCAAAGUUUUCUCGCGCACGGCUACAAGAAGCUAUCGGCGAGAGUUUGAUGGAAAAGCUCGACCGCCUUCAGCAGCAAGAUGAGAUCCAGCAAGCUGAGCUGGAAGGCCUUGAGGCUUGUCCGUUCUGUGAAUUUAAAGCCAUCUAUCCGCCGGUGGAAGAGGACCGAGAGUUCGUAUGCAAAAACCCUGACUGCGAAAUAGUCAGUUGUCGUCUCUGCCAGCAGGAAAGCCAUAUCCCGCGCACUUGCGCAGAAGCCAAUAAAGAGAAGAAUCUUCCUCAACGUCACUUAGUCGAAGAGGCAAUGAGCGAGGCUCUAAUCCGCCCUUGCCCCAAAUGCAAAGUGAAGAUUGUCAAGGACAUGGGCUGCAACAGGAUGGUUUGCUCCAAAUGCCGGACUGCAAUGUGCUACGUUUGCAGACGAGAUAUUACCCGAGAGUUGUACGAGCAUUUCGAGCGUCCUCCGACCUAUUGUCCCCUCCAUGACAAUCCAGCAUUACGCUCGUUACAAGAGAUUGAGAAAGCUCAAAAAGACACUAUCGAUAGUUUAUUGGCACAAAAUCCCGAAUUAAAGGAGGAGGAGCUGCGAGUCCAUGACGCAAAAGACUCGGCCGCAAAAAUGUCGCACGUCCUUCAAGGUCAUAAUAAUGGACUCAUACGCCAUUUAGGGCAAGCGCCAAUCCAUCCCAAUCAUGUGGUGUAUCCAGGGCCAGCUAUCCCAGUAGGAAGAGCCAACCCCCCAGCUGUUGCUCACCGAGUCAAUGCACCCUUUGGCAACGAUAAUGGCUGGGGUGGACAAGGCUGGCUUCAGAACCCAUUAGGACAACCUAGGAACCCACCAGGACACCCUGUGCCUACAAACGUCGUACAUAGGGGUGCGAACAAUCGGGGCAAUCCUCUUCAAGAUCCGGCGAGAAGGGUAGAUACCAGACCCCCAUGGCGAUACUAG